CCCCCCCUUCCCUGUUUACUGAGGUAAUUACGUCACAUAACGUCACUGGGCCCUUCGCACAUGAAUAACUCCACUUCGUGUGCCUUCGUAUGACUUCGUGAGUGUGGAAAGACAGCUUCGCGCACAUUAGUCAACGCCUUCGCUUGUUCACUUUGCCGGAUACUCUUGUCUAAUGGUUUUCAGAGAAGCGUGCAAGAUAUGGAAGAAAUGAACCAGUUUCUAAAUCUGCAAGAAAGAUUCGAGGUUAGUCAAGAAGCAAACAUCAAAGUUCAUCAGUCACUUUGCGAACUAAUAAGUUCGUUAAUACACUAUUUCAAGUUGCCCCAUCAAGAAAGACUAGAAUCACGGGCUACAAGACUCCUUCAGGAACACAAAGAUAAAUGGAGAAGUUUAAACUGGGAUAAUCCAAUACAAGAAGAGUGCAAGACAGUCACGAAAAUUCUCAAAACACAAACAGAAUUACUGCAGGUUGGUGAUCAGGAACAACCGGUACCCUUUACAUGUAUCAUGAAUGAAUUCAAACAAUUUUGUGUGGUACUCUUUUUUCUGCAGCAAGAUUAUCAUCAAGGAAGAGACGCCUCAAGACAACUUCUUAUGGCCCUUUUACGUUCCCUAUGGAGAUAUUUCAUGUUUCAUUCUCAAGGGAGAAUUUGUUUGACAACAAACUUCACAAGCCUUAACAAUCACAGUGAAUGGAAGAAAUUUCACGAAGCAAUUCUACGGCUGUCUGCCAGUUUGCAACGAAAUAUUCCCGAAAGAGGUGCUGCAUUUAAGCAGGAUGUGAAGACGAUAUUGUAUCACCUAAAGAAGUGCAAAACACAGGACUCAGGAUCCACAAGGUAAUUCUCCCAGGCGGAUGAAUGAUUGUCUAGCGAAAAAGUUGGAAAUAUUGGCAACUUUUCUGCAAUACGAUGAGAAAGUUUUCAUUCUUAAUAUUAUAGCAGACAUGUUAACAAAAUUACGUUGUAGCAACUUUCUGCAAAUAAACAAAAUGUAAAACCUGUUGAAUUUAUGUUACUUGAAAAAUUGGUUGGUUUCAACGAUUUCGCUUAAAAUGUAUUGACGAACAUUUCCGUGUAUCAAAAUUUGGUCAAGUAACUAUCCAAGGAAACUGGAGACUGGCUAGCAAACUUUCGGGUUACUUCAGACUCUAGACGCAAAUGUACAUUUUUUUUCUGUCCUUCUAUUCAGAUAUAUUUUCUGUAAAACUAUAAAUGUAUGAGUGAAUAAAGUUGUUGUUGUUCUCAUGGCAACAAUGUUUUGACAGGCUAUUCUACUAAAAAGUUGGUUUAACCCUUUGAAUACCAAACUUUCGCCAAAAAAUACCGUUUUUAACCGUUUGGUCAGCUUUUUUAGCUGCCAUGA
Messenger RNA from Orbicella faveolata, 1365 nucleotides. RefSeq lists its product as uncharacterized. The record is from RefSeq and is a predicted model, not a curated record. NCBI's taxonomy places the organism in Eukaryota, Metazoa, Cnidaria, Anthozoa, Scleractinia, Merulinidae.